AAUCUCCAGGCUGCAGCCUUGGAAAAAGCAGCCCACUAACUCAAAGUUUUGGGUUUGCCAUGCAAACCUUUAACUUUCAAAUUAUUCAAUUAAGUUCUCAGUAACCAAGGACUGUUAUUUAAAAUAUAUCAAACAAGGAUGGGAUUUCAUCAAUUCUUCACGUUACCAGAUCAGGAUCUCUUCUAGUAGUAACUAUCAAGUAAUAUCCUCCAUUGAUUAGUCUAAUGCUAUCCAACCCGAAAAACAAUCAUGUUGAUGCCUAGAGUGUAGUUUAAUUAAUGAAGUACCUAAUAAAUCGCAUCUCCUCUAUUAGUUUCUCUCUCUUUCCCCCUUUUCUCUCCCUUCUCUCCUGCCUCUGCCUCCCUUCUCCGCCGCUGUGUUGUUUUUGCUCGGAAGCCUUUGAGCUUCCGAGAUCCACCAUCGCCACCAUCACCUCCGUUCUUUCACCUCGGAUCUUCACCAUCCCCUUGCUGAGCAUCUCAUCAUCAUCACAGCCUCCACCUUCAUCACCGGUAAUCAUCAAAGCAGAAGGGUUCGGCAGCUACCAGAAAUGGGGAGAAGAUGAAGCAGAUCUAGCCGGUAAUCACGGAAGCGAAGCAUUCACUGAAUCUCCAACCCACCGGCGACAGGUUGAGGAAGACGUUCGCGGCGUGCGGCGUGCGGCGUGCGGCGUGCGGCGUUCGUCGUUCAUGAUGAAGAAGGAGAACAGAAACAGAUCUGCAAUCGGAAAUCCAUUGUUUUUUUUUUUAGUUUGAACUUAGGUGUACCGGUCAUAUUUCAGUAUGGUGGCCGGUACACAAAAUUUUGGCCGGUACAUUGGAUUUUGACCGAAACGACCGAAUUUUGAUCAAAACGAAAUUUGAUGUUGUACCGUUUCGGUCAAGUGUCAAAAUCGGUAUACCGGUCGGUACGGUACGAGAUUGACUUCUUUGUUCUAAACACUAGCCACAUUGACAUGUUAUAUGUGAACCAGUUUAUUUCUUUUAUUUUUGUAUCUUGUCAUGGGAAUAUAAAUAUUGAUAAAUU
Messenger RNA from Rubroshorea leprosula, 1026 nucleotides. NCBI's taxonomy places the organism in Eukaryota, Viridiplantae, Streptophyta, Magnoliopsida, Malvales, Dipterocarpaceae. The record is from the annotation of a GenBank genome assembly.